Cygnus atratus (black swan) is the source of this 597-nucleotide messenger RNA. RefSeq names its product DIRAS family GTPase 1 (gene DIRAS1). The transcript has a single exon. Gene Ontology annotation, cellular component: plasma membrane. The coding region runs from base 1 to 597 and encodes 198 amino acids. Gene Ontology annotation, biological process: signal transduction. The record is from RefSeq and is a predicted model, not a curated record. NCBI's taxonomy places the organism in Eukaryota, Metazoa, Chordata, Aves, Anseriformes, Anatidae. Gene Ontology annotation, molecular function: GDP binding; GTPase activity; GTP binding.
AUGCCGGAGCAGAGCAACGACUACCGGGUGGUGGUGUUCGGCGCCGGCGGCGUGGGCAAGAGCUCGCUGGUGCUGCGCUUCGUGAAGGGGACGUUCCGGGACACCUACAUCCCCACCAUCGAGGACACCUACCGCCAGGUGAUCAGCUGCGACAAGAGCGUCUGCACCCUGCAGAUCACCGACACCACGGGCAGCCACCAGUUCCCGGCCAUGCAGCGCCUGUCCAUCUCCAAGGGCCAUGCCUUCAUCCUGGUCUUCUCCGUCACUAGCAAGCAGUCCCUGGAGGAGCUGAAGCCCAUCUACCAGCAGAUCGUGCAGAUCAAGGGCAGCGUGGAGAGCAUCCCCAUCAUGCUGGUGGGCAACAAGUGCGACGAGACCCAGCGGGAGGUGGAGAGCAGAGAGGGGGAGGCCGUGGCCAAGGAGUGGAAGUGCGCCUUCAUGGAGACCUCGGCCAAGAUGAACUACAACGUCAAGGAGCUCUUCCAGGAGCUGCUGAACCUGGAGAAGAGGAGGAACGUCAGCCUCACCAUCGACGGCAAGCGCUCCAGCAAGCAGAAGAGGACAGACAAAAUCAAGGGGAAGUGCAGCAUCAUGUAG